This is a messenger RNA of Larimichthys crocea (large yellow croaker), 8828 nucleotides long. RefSeq names its product latent transforming growth factor beta binding protein 1 (gene ltbp1). The transcript is spliced from 31 exons. Bases 666 to 5231 code for a protein of 1521 amino acids. Gene Ontology annotation, molecular function: calcium ion binding; steroid binding. The record is from RefSeq and is a predicted model, not a curated record. Lineage: Eukaryota; Metazoa; Chordata; Actinopteri; Sciaenidae.
UAUUACUGCUGUGUAUCUGUGUCUCUCUAUUCAUCUAUAUAAGGUUUGUUGCUUUCUUAACUUCCCAAGUUUUGAUAUAUUUUUAGAUUAUAUUCAUCAUUGUGAGUGUGUGUGUGUGUGUGUGUGUGUUCAUUCAGUUACGAGCAGUGUGUGAUUAGGGGGGUCUUCGGUCUGGAUACCCUGACAACCUUGGGCCCCAAAAACCUCUCAGAUAAUCUCUUGGAGUUGCUGUGCACCCCCUCCUCCCUGCUGACGUCACGUCUGGAGGCUGGCUGCUGUUCACCUACAACAGAAACUUUCCUGGAGUUCUGAGCUCGACUGACUGCGGACCGAGUCAAAUCCUGCCCAGAGGAAGCCGCAGCAGCCCAGAGGCCUUCAUGCUGUAGAAGAGAGAGCGGGACCAGAUCCACUCCUACAGCCGAGGAACAUUCUUACCGUACAUGUCUCGUUUUAUUUCACACUUUUCAAAGUGAGGCCAGCGUCUUCCCCUGGGGAACGUUACUUUAACGUACUUGUGCAUUCCCCCAGCGGCUGGAGGUCGCUCUGUACAGGAAUAUGCUCAGGAAUACAUACGCUCUGCUUUGACUUUUUUUCACGGAGCUCAAACUAACGUGGAUCAUUUUUUCUCCAGAAAACUUUUUCCUAAGCCCGUCCUCGGUGUGGACAUGGCUUGGAUUACACGGGGCCUCUUCUUAUUUUCCUUCGGUUUGUUUCUUUGGCCGGUGCGUUCAUCGGCGGAGCAGCCACAAAGCUCAAGCGGCUUUAGGAGGCUGUACGUGGUCCAGCCCGGGCCGGGGCCGCGAACGUACAACGUGGGACUCACUACCAGUUUCGGCAGCCAGGUCCGGACGCGCAGGAUGGGGAACCAAGCCGCCUCAGCCCCGCAGUUCAGUCAGCAGCAGCCGGUCGUCCGUGUGAGCGGACAGGAGCAGAGCCAGCAGGAACAGCUCAUGAAGCUGUCGGGGGUGAAUGUGUGUGGAGGCCAGUGCUGUCAUGGAUGGAGUAAAGCUCAGGGAUCACAGCGGUGCACAAAGCCCAACUGCAUCCCUCAAUGCCAGAAUGGAGGAAUGUGCCUCAGGCCUCAACUCUGUGUCUGCAAGCCUGGUUCAAAUGGGAAGGCAUGUGAACAGAAGAUGGUGCACACACACUCCUUUCCAGGACUGCCUGGGAAUGGACCCACCAACAGGCACACCAGUGGACACACUAAUGGACACAAUGUGGUACCCCAGAGGCCCAUACCUCAGCAAGUGUCUCCCAAUGGUUAUGCCUCUGCCCCCGCCCCGUCGGGUAACAUGGGCCAGAUGAAACUAACUGUCAAUCCGGCGCCCCAGCUUGUAAGACCACAUUACAUCCAACAGCACAUCCAGCAGCAGAUCCGGCCUGUGGCCAUGCACCCAGCACAGAGCCAGCAGUAUGUUAUAAAGCCCAAAUACUACCACACACACACUACGCACACACAGACACAUGUCCAGUCCCAACCCGAGAGGCCGAUUCCCCUAACAGUGGGACACAACCCCAUCCAUGUGGGCAACCAUACAGGAAGGAUCAAAGUAGUCUUUACACCAACCAUCUGCAAAUUAACCUGCAUAGGAGGCAGAUGUCACAACAACUGUGAGCUGGGAAACACCACUACCAUUAUCAGUGAGAACGGCCACGCUACAGACACCCUGACAGCACCCAACUUCAGAGUAGUGGUGUGUCACCUGCCAUGUAUAAAUGGCGGCAAGUGCAGUGCCAGGGACAAGUGUCAGUGCCCUCCCAGCUUCACUGGAAAGUUCUGCCAGAUGCCCGUUCAGAAUGGACACCAACAGCACCAGCAGGUGUCGGGUGGCUACAGCCAAACUCAGGUCCACUCCACACAUACACUGCCUCUGACCUACAGCAACGGCCAGAGUCCUGUGUUCAGCCCCAACAUCGUCAAUAUCCACAUCAAACAUCCUCCAGAGGCCUCUGUCCAGGUCCACCAGGUGUCUCAGCUGGACAGUUACCACAACAAUGGGCACCAACUGAAAGGCCCUCAACAGGGCUCCCCUUCAUCCACCAGCUACACUUACCACCACACAGAGAGCAGCCAGAAGAUCCAGCAUCACGGCUACAACAUAGUUUAUCCGAGCCAGCAUAACUACCAGAUCCCCCACUACCAGCCUGUCACAUCCAAGAACACACUGGGUCGCUGCUUCCAGGAGACUGCAGGGAGUCAGUGUGGGAAAGCUCUACCAGGUCUCACUAAGCAGGAGCAGUGCUGUGGGACCAUUGGGACUUCCUGGGGUUUCCAUAAAUGCCAAAAAUGUCCAAAGAAACCAUCUAUCCCUCUGAUAGAUUGUCCUCAGGGUUACAAGAGAAUCAACAGCUCUCAUUGCCAAGAUUUAGAUGAGUGCCAGCUACAUGGGGUGUGUCCAAAUGGAAACUGUCUGAACACCAUUGGCAGCUACAGGUGCAUAUGUAAACCCGGCUAUGUUCCUGACCCCACGCUCACCACAUGCAUAUCCAACACACCUGCCAUCCAAGAUGAGAAGGGGGCUUGCUUCCGUUUGGUCAGCUCAGGGAGGCAGUGUUUGCACCCAGUGUCAGCCCAGCUAAGCAAACAGCUCUGCUGCUGCAGUGUGGGCAAAGCCUGGGGCCCUCGUUGUGAAAAAUGCCCCCCUCCUGGAACAGCUAAGUUCAAAGAGAUCUGUCCUGGUGGAAUGGGCUACACUGUUCUACCAAAUCCACCUGUCAAUAAGCCAGUCACCGUUUACCAGGAGCCCAUUGACCUGCUACCACCCCAACCCCUGCCAACACCAGAGAGACCAGUAGAGGCUUUUGGGAAAGCAGAAGAGAUUAUACCAGUAGCAACAACUGCACCAGAUCAGGAGCUGAUAGUUCCUGUGGUUAGUAAUAGGCCAGUAAUUGAACCUAUCCUGCCCCAGCUAUCUCCAGGUGUAUCCACUGUCAAGAUCGAUGCAGCCUACCCAGAGGUUGUUGAGAGGAGCUCUCCACCUGCACCAGUGGAGAUCCUCCCAUCUAAUGCAGGUCAGGACAUCGCUCCCACCCAGUCAGCAGAGGUGGAUGAGUGCCAGAUCAACCCUUAUAUCUGUGGCCAGGGGAUCUGUUACAACACAGCUGAGGGAUACACCUGCCACUGUGAUGAGGGAUACCACCUGGAUGACUCCCAGACCAUCUGUGUAGAUGUGGAUGAGUGUUUGGAAAGCACCUCUUUGUGCUUUGGAGGUCGCUGUGUGAACACAGAAGGCAGUUUCCUGUGUCAGUGCCCAUGGGGAUUCCUCAUUGAUGGAGAUGGAACCAGUUGUGUUGAUAUUGAUGAAUGCACAAACAGGACGGUGUGUCCUUCUGGUAUCUGCAUCAAUGUGCCGGGAGGUUACAACUGUGACUCUUGUCCUAAUGGCUUCUUGGCACAGGGAGGCCAGUGUGCAGAUAUAGAUGAGUGCCAGGAUCAGCAGGUCUGUACCAGAGGUCACUGCCAGAACACUGAAGGCUCCUUUGUCUGUCAGUGUGGGCCAGGCUUCAGUGUGUCCCCAGCUGGAGACCGUUGUGAUGAUGUGGAUGAGUGUUUAGAAGCCAGACCCUGUGAACCUGUUGGACAUUGUGUUAACAACAUGGGCUCCUACACCUGUACCUGCCCUCGGGGAUACCGACAGAUCAACGGCACUAGCUGCAGAGAUGUUGAUGAGUGUGCGGAUGAACCUGAGCUCUGUUACCCCCACGGCGAGUGUCUCAACACAGAGGGAUCCUUUCUGUGUGUGUGUGAGAGCGGAUUCACUGCCAACCACGGCACGCCCUCCUGUGAUGACAUUGAUGAGUGUGGGCUCAAUGAGACGCUCUGUGGCCCUCAUGGCUUCUGUGAGAACAGACUGGGCUCUUUUCGAUGCCUCUGUGACCAGGGCUACCAGGAGACACAGGAUGGCCAAGCCUGUGUGGAUGUGAAUGAGUGUGAGCUGCUGAGCAGUGUGUGCGGAGAAGCCCAGUGUGUGAACGUUGAUGGUUCCUUCCUCUGCGUGUGUCCCAGCGGCCAGGACUAUAACGUCAUGAUUGCCAAGUGUGAGCCCGCAGCGUCAUCAGUGGAGCGGAAGGAGUGCUACUAUCGUCUGAAUGAUGAGAACCUGUGUGAGAGUGUGUUGACCAGCCAUGUUACCCUGCAGGACUGCUGCUGUACACUGGGAGCUGGUUGGGGUGAUAACUGUGAGGUGCAUCCCUGUCCUGUCAACGGCACAGACCAGUUCAAUCAGAUGUGUCCAUCCGGAAGAGGUUUUAUUCCCAAUGGAGAGCUGCUAUAUGGAGUGCCAACAACUGAAAGCCAUAAAAAUGCAGAUGAAUGCAAACUGUUUGGCCAGGAGGUGUGUAAAGGAGGCUUCUGUUUGGAUACUGUGGGUAGCUAUGAGUGUUACUGCAAGACUGGACAGGACUACGACCCGGCCAAACUGGAGUGCAGAGACAUCAAUGAGUGUCUGGAUGAGUCUGUGUGUGAACGUAGUCAGUGUUUGAACACAGAUGGUUCAUACAUGUGUUACUGUAUACAUCCCAUGGUGAUGGAUCCCAACACUAAUAGCUGUGUCUUCGCUUCUGAGGUGUCCGAGCAACAUGAAGCGGGGCAGGUGAAUUUUCAGAUCUGUUGGCAGACUGUGACAGAAACCAUGAUGUGCAUGCAGCCACUGGCUCCCCACAGGAAGACCACAUACACAGAGUGCUGCUGUCUGUACGGAGAGGCCUGGGGGAGGGACUGUGCCCUGUGUCCACCCAGAAACUCCAAGGACUAUGCGUCCAUGUGUAACCUUCCUCUGAGUGAAGGGCAGCGACCAUAUGGUCGUGACGCCCUUGUUGCCGGCCCAAUCCAUGAAUAUGAACCAAGCCCAGAAUAUUCACCAUCAUCCGAGCAGCAAGUUGUGCUGCCUUUUUACGAGAAUGAGGAGCAUCCAUACAGGGCAUUUGAGGGCCUACAAGCAGAGGAGUGUGGGAUACUGAAUGGUUGUGAGAACGGUCGAUGUGUCCGGGUUCAGGAGGGUUACACCUGCGACUGCUUUGAUGGAUACACCCUGGACCUGUCCCUCAUGGCCUGCAUUGAUGUGAAUGAGUGUUCAGAACUAAAUAAUCAGAUGUCACUGUGUAAAAAUGCAAAGUGCAUCAACACAGUGGGCUCCUAUCAGUGUGUGUGCCUGCCAGGCUUCACUGCCUCUGACAAACCCAACUACUGUGUGGAGGAAGCAACACACCUAACAUCAACACACACGCAGUGAGCACCAACGGAUUCUAGGGGGGCGACAAAAGACACUCAAACCACACACACAAGCUUGUAUUACUAUACUUGUGAGGACGUCCCCUGACUACAUUCAAUCACUGCCAAAUCCUCAACACUAGCUUUAAAGGGGAACUCCCUGAUUUAGUUUAAGGGUCCAAAACACUCCACAGCAGAUGAUCAGCAGUGUCCUGGAGGACAGUUAGAAAUGUGGUGCUCGUACAACAAAAGCAGAGAGUGUAGCCUAAACUGUUAAAAAACUAAUGAUGAUCUUUAUCCAAAAUCAUAAUUAAACCUGAAGAAUGUAAACUCUGUCUCUAAAGUUCCCUGAUCCUGAUUCUACUCUUACUCCAUCAUUUAAACCCUGACUUAAAUCAAUCCUGCUUUUUACCUUCAUCAUUAUUUUUACUUCCUUAAUUUCCCUUUUAACAACACCAUGUAUUUUUGUUUUUAUAGUACUUGUGUUAUUAUAUUAAUAUAACAUAAUAAUAUAUUUGUUACAUUUUCUUUAUUUGAAUGGUUUUCCAACUUGGACAUUUUCAAUAAAGUCUUUCUAAAUAUAAUACAGUACUACCAAUAUUAAGGCCUAUUUACUAAAAUAUCAAAAAUAUUUAAUUAAAUAAUUUUAUAUUUUUUUUUACUGUUUGUAUGGAGGCAUUCACAUUGCAUUUAUAAAAAAAAAAAGUCUCAGUUUUUCUUAAUUUUCAAGAUAAUUAACUCAUUUCAGAGAUAAACCCUGAGCCGGCUUUGGCAUGAACCAUGCCCACCUCUCUCACUCUGGUUUCAAUUAAAUCAAAUUCAAUUUUAUUUAUCUAGCACCAUAUCAUUACUUCAGUUAUCUCAUACAGAGCAGUCUAGACUGUACUCUUUAUAACAGUUCCACCAUGAGCAAGCACUUGACCGAGGUGGCGAGGAAAAACUUCCUUUGAACAGGCAGAAACCUCGGGCAGACCCAAACAUGGCUCAUAGGUAGACCGUCAUCCACCACCACCGGUUGAGUUAAAGAGAGAGAGGGGCGGAUAGAGGGAGGGGUUCACGGCUGGAGAGCCAGUGUUAGGGGCUGUUGUGUUUUGGGCAGGGGGGGCUGAGAGCUAUCCUGUUAAUUCAGAAACAAGGAGAUGUUUUUCCAUUCAGACUUAUCUCAAGAUUAUGAGAACUUGGUAAUGAAACGAAUAUUUUUCCAAAUGAAUGCAGUAUGAUUCUGUAGUUUGCAGGAAUCAGUAGAAGAAGAAAGCUAAAGCGAGACUCCCUUCCUCUCUGCUCUUGGUCACACUUAACAAUGACUCCAUGCAACAAUGUUUGCACAGUGAAAACAAAAGCAGAGUCUCUGCACACAUUUUUGGCUUCUUGAUUUACUCACACACAAUCAGAAACUGUUAUUGGCCUUAUUUUGAUUCAGCAACGCAGAACCACAGUUUAUAGUGACGUUAUUGUGAUGUAACAGCUCCACCAGUGCUUUUACUGCUAUGACAUGUCUGCUGAGUACGACAGGCUUGAAAAAUGUUAUAAAUAUAAAACUUCCUAAAUCAAACAGUAAAAUAGACUUAUUUGCAGUUUUAGGUGGUCUGUGAAUUGUUUUACAAUAGUAUCUGUAAUACUGGUGGUAUAUUUUGGAUUUUAUUUGAAGGUUUUUUUUUUUCUUCUUCUAUAUUUUUUAUAUUUGGAUUUUUACAGAAAAUGCUGGAGACUAAAUGAAAUGUGCUGGUAGUUAAUAUGGAGUGAUUCUGCAGUAAGUCGACAGAUGUAUGCUGAUGUUUCGCAGGUACAAUGUUCACCGCGUUAACAAUCUUAGUUUCUGUGUUAGCAUGCUAUCAUAUGCUAAUUCACAUUAACCAUUAACUGCAGCUGAGACUGAUGGACUAUAUUUAGUUUGGCAGGUAAUUAGUCAAAUUAUUAAUUUGACCUGAUGAUAACACUAGAGGGAAGUUGUUUAUGUGUGAAGCAAGUUUUAAAACAAUUUAUCCAAACCUGGAGAAAAAGUCAAAAUCAUUCCAGUUCACCAUCUGCUGAACAUUCAUGGUAAUGCAUCCAGUUACUGACAUUCAUCUUAAGUACUAAAGUUGGACUGAAGUGGCUUAUGUUUGCUGCUUUAAAUAAUCCAUUCAAAAGGUAUACCCACAUUUAUUAUGCUGCCUGAGUCAGUUUCCUGCAAUAUGAUGUAUUGUCAUAGUAAAUAAUAAUCAUUUAAUAUUUAAUUAUGGUAUAUGCAUUUAAAAUUGUAUGUAUUAACAUUAAAGGGAGGGUGAAUGGCCUUAUCCUCAUUUUAUUACUCAAUUUUAAAAGACAAAUGACUCAAAGAAGUGUGAAUCAGUUUGCCUUUAAACAGAGCUCUAUCACUGUUUCCCGUUUUGGUCCUUAAAAGUAUAGAAAUACAAGCGUGUGUACACACACACACACACACACACACAAACACACACAAACACACACUUACUUAAUCAAAGCCCAUAUAUUCUGCACUGUAUAAGAUACACACUAAAUGAAACAUACCGUAAUUUACUUGAGAUGAAGAGUCAACUUAAUCUACUAUGUGGUGCCUUUGUGGGGGAUAGAAACAGAAUUGUAUGAAUGUAUGUUUUGUCUGUUGCUUUUCUAAGGUUGUUUCUUAUUUUGUUUGUAAGUGGGGUUGUGUGUGUUCUAAGAGGCCAUUUUGUUCAUUUAAAGGGAUAGUUUGGGUGUUUCAAAAUGGGGUUUUAUGAAGUGCAUAGUCGUGUGUUAGCUAUAGUGGACAGCGGUUAGCAUGCCUCUAGUCUCGAGAAGCAGACAAGGACAGACAGGGUCAACAGAACAAGGUUGGUGGCUAAAAUAUGUUUUUCUGUUGAGCCUGUUCACAGCAGUGCAUAGCUCUGCUGCUGUGCUGUGAUCCAAACUGGGAUUCACUGACCAGCAUUUACUGUAGGUACAUACACAUAGUACCUCAUACAACCCCACUUUAAAAUAUCCAACCUAUUUUUUUAACAUAUCGACAAACCCUAUAGACUUGUGCUGGGGGAUCCAGUUGUUGUUUUCUACCCAGUCAAAACUGAUUGUGGAUAUUUAAUUCUGUGAAGAGGCCAGCUGUCUACUCCCUCUCUUCCUCCAUCACCAUCCAACUGUCUGCCAGAAAGAAAAGCUUGUUUCUACAAUACAGUGUCACCAAAUCAUUUAUAUGCACAUUUUGAUGUAUUAAAGAAAGUUGCUAACGUAAAGUCUUUGGAAUAAGUUUUUUGUUGGAUUUUGUCUUGUAAGACAGCCAAACAGUAAAACUACUUGUCUGGAAUGACAGACAACAGAUGCCUUUUUUCUUCCAAAGAAUUAAAAGACUUUAUUUCAUUUCCUGGAAUUCCUUCCCUUCUUCCUCCCCCUUGUAUGUGCUGAAUAACUGAAAUUAAUUAUAUUGUUCAUGCUUCUCUUAUCUUUGUUUCACUGCAAAGUCUUGCCAGGUUGCUAAGCUGCUAUGGGACAGCGAUGGGAGAGGAGAAACUUGUGUACAUUUAAACAAAAGAGUGGAGGAACAGCUGAUGUAUUUGUAAUUUGUACAUGAAUAAAUAGCUUUUUCUAUGAAUUCAUAUUACAGUGUACAUUAAACCCCUUGAUAAUAAACCAUAAAUUGUGAUAUUUA